AUUGAGGCUACAAUCUGCGAUUUGAUUGGUAGAGUCGCUGUCACAGCCGUUAGCGCGCGCAUGCGCAAUCCAUGGGGACGCUCGAAUGUUGCUUUGCCCUGGUAACUGGCUCUGUUUACAUGGCACCGCGGUGCUUGUCCGUAGUGUUCAACAUACACACACACUGACAGUGGAUCAGCGGCGAAACACCUCGGGAAGACGCCCACCAUGCCGGUACAAUUCAAGGGUUUGUCGGAAUAUGACCGAAAUUACACUUGGAAAAAUACUGAAGAUUCAGGGCAGGAACCCACUCAUUCAAGAUGGGCAGGUCUUCGAUCAGAUGAACUUGGCAUCACUAAAGAGCCCCGAUUCCCUUCAAAACGUCGAGUUCCAUAUUUCACGACACAGAUUUCUAAAUCAUUUCAAUGGAAGCAGCCAAGUGACAAUGAAUAUUAUAAAUCUGAAUCUAAAACUGAGGAACCUGCACAGUUAAGCCUUGAUCUGGACAGAGAAUCUGUGGCUGAAGAUAAAACACAUACACCAGAUGCACCACGCUUAUCGGAAAAGGCAAACUCAAAGUCUACUGCUUCUAAUAAAAUGUUUGUAAAUGUUGGAUCUACAGUAAAAAAAACAACAGUUCGAGUUCCUGAAGAUAACCAAGAAACAGCAGCUCCCUCAGAAAAAGUAAAUUCACAGGCAAAAGCCAGUGGGGUUCACAGAGUUCUGAAGAAGAAAGCUGGAUUGAGCACAGUUCCUAUUCAGCAUCCACUUAAGAUAUCAGAGUACAGAAGGCAGUUUGAAAAAAAGACGCCUACAGUAAACUCUCCCAUGCUUGCUGCAGAACAGAUUAUAUAUAACAAGAACAAAUCAGUCCCACCAUUUAAUGUAGAUGCACUUAAGAGAGAGACUGAAUACAACAGCCAGUUUAAAGGGUCGCCGCCUGCUAAAGGUCUGUUGUUGAGAAAGGAUUGGGAAGAAAAACAUCUUCCUGAAUAUGAACCAGAGGACCCCUCCCUUAAGAAAAAGGAGAAAAGGAAACAAAAAAAGGAAGCAGUAUGUAGCCCUCCAAAGAGUGACAAAUCCGAAACCGAAGCAAAGCAAAGGGUUCAUGCUAGGAAACAUAAAGAAAAAGUUAUUCAACAACUAAAACAUUCUUCUAAAAGCUGCAGGAGAAUUAAAUCAGAGUAUUCUGCUAAUUUUUUAUCACCAUCUGAAUAUUUAUACAAAGAGGGAGCCUGGGUGAGGGCAAAGAAACAAAUGCUUGAUCAAGAUUCUCAUCUCCCUCUAGGCGCCCUGUGGGUUGCUGAGAUAAAGGAAUUACGAGAAAAGGCUGAAUAUUACAGACAUCGUGAACAGGGAACUCACUUUUCCCGGAAUCACUUGAAUCAGAUACUUUCUGUCAACAAUAAAUUCUGGGAUGUGUCUUCGAACUCUAGCAGUGAGGAGCAAGUCAGCAACAAUAUAAAAGCUUUGGAUCUGGCUGGAUUUCAGACAUCUUCAAAGAAUGAAAAUAUGCACAAAUCCUUCAAAGAAGCGAAUGAAGAUUUGAAUACUGGGAAUCUGGGGGUUUCUGAUGUUCCCACUGUCCCAGUUCGAAGAAGGCUUGUUUGGGAUGAAAAUAACAAUUCAGAGCCGGCACAAGAAAUAGCAGCAUUGAUGGUGGAAGAUAAAAAUGCAGAAGAAACCGAUGCUGAAGUGGUAGCGGAUGCAGAGGAGAUAGAGGCACAUGUUUUUAGUGAAGGUGUAAAAAGGCCAGACAGACUGCGUAAAACAACAUCAAAUCCUUCAGAGGAUGGGCCAGAAUGCGUCUCAUUACCGUCAGAUGAUGGUGGUCGUUUACCCACUCCAAAACUGAAAGAAUUUGGAUUUUCACAAAGGACUCAUCAUGAUCUUACCACACCAGCCAGAGGAGGGGCUCUUUUAGUUUCUCCAAUGAAAGAGCAAUCACACACACCUGAAGAUAAGAAAAAAGGAUUCUUUGUUAGUAGCACACCUCCAAAGAAAGCUGUCUGCAAAAAGGAUCUUAAAACCAAGCUCAACAAGGAUAAAGAGCUAACUGGCCCACCUAGCAAUUCACCACAUGUUGCCGGUAUUAGAACAGUAGAUCCACUACCUCUAAGGGAGGAUCCAUGGCCGAUUGCCCACAUUUCAAAUUAUCCUUCUCCUCCAAAAAUAACUGUUCCAGUUAGCAUAUCCCCUGAGCCGAGACCAUAUGUGUCCAUGUCACCACAUUGGAACCAGUCAUGUCGAAUACAAGGAGCACUAAGGGAUCCAGAGUUUCAACACAAUGGAAACUUUGGCUCACCUGGUCUCCAUAGAACAGCAUUCUCUGAUGACUGUAGUAUGGAAGAUGACAGACUUUCCCAAAUCUCUGAAAGGUCUGCAGCUACGAGUUCCCUGGCUUCCCAGGUCCUGGAGCGUGCACAGAGAAGAAAAGAUGAUUUCUGGGGCAAGAAAUGAAAUAUUUUUUUAUUUAUUUGUAAUAGUGUACACUCUGUAUUUGUUCCUGAUAUUGCUGUGUUACAAAAUUAAUUUGAAUAUAAUUUUCUCCCUCUUU
Messenger RNA from Xenopus laevis (African clawed frog), 2536 nucleotides. RefSeq names its product Mdm1 nuclear protein L homeolog (gene saxo6.L). Gene Ontology annotation, molecular function: microtubule binding. Gene Ontology annotation, biological process: retina development in camera-type eye; negative regulation of centriole replication. The transcript is spliced from 15 exons. The coding region runs from base 208 to 2439 and encodes 743 amino acids. Gene Ontology annotation, cellular component: centriole; nucleus. The record is from RefSeq and is a predicted model, not a curated record. Lineage: Eukaryota; Metazoa; Chordata; Amphibia; Anura; Pipidae.